AUGUCCAACUACGUCCCUGACGUCGAGAAGGAUCAUGCCGGCAGCGAUUCUGUCAAUGGCAAUAACACCAAAUAUGAUCUUCACCAUGACCAUCAUGACAGUGAUACUGCUCUGAGGAGGCUCCGAACUGCUGGAAGCAUUUCUAUCACACCGGAGCUCUUCGAGAAGAUUUACCUGUCUCCCAAAAAUCGUGUUUCUAACAACAUCCGUUCAACCGUUGGCAACCCCACACCUCUUGCUCUGGUCGGCUUUUUGCUCUCUUUGACUCCUCUUUCGAAUGUUUUACUGGGUUGGCAAGGCGCUGGAGGAUUUGGCGCUGCUGAAGUUGGCGUCUACUGGUUCUUUGGUGGCCUUCUCAUGGUUUUGGGCAGCCUAUUGGAGUUUAUCUUAGGCAACACAUUCCCAUUUGUGGUUUUCGGCUCUUUCGGCGCCUUCUGGCUCACCUUCGGAGCUACAUUGACUCCCUACUUCAAUGCGUCCAUAGCAUAUGCCCCUGACACUCCAGCAACAUCGUCAAAUGAUCCGGUCUUCGCCUCGACAUUCGCCUUCUUCCAUGUCUACAUGGCCGUCCUCUGCUUUAUCUACAUGAUUGUGUCUCUCCGAACAAACAUCAUCUUCUUCUUGAUCUUCUUGACGCUUGUCGCUGCGUUCGGUUGUCUUGCUGGUUUCUUUUUCUCCGUUGGUAACGGAGCCGCCAAUAUGGCUUUGCAACACGCUGCAGGAGGUCUUACAUUCGUCACUUGUUUACUGGGAUGGUAUCUGUUCUUUGUGCAACUUCUUGCUGCUGUCGACUUCCCUCUCAAUCUCCCAGUGGGUGACUUGAGCCGAUUCAUCAAGGGCGCCAGCGAACGAUCCAAGGCAGAGUAA
Messenger RNA from Exophiala aquamarina CBS 119918, 867 nucleotides. RefSeq lists its product as uncharacterized. Gene Ontology annotation, cellular component: plasma membrane. The transcript has 3 exons. NCBI's taxonomy places the organism in Eukaryota, Fungi, Ascomycota, Eurotiomycetes, Chaetothyriales, Herpotrichiellaceae. Gene Ontology annotation, molecular function: acetate transmembrane transporter activity. The record is from RefSeq and is a predicted model, not a curated record. Bases 1 to 867 code for a protein of 288 amino acids.